UUAAUGUUUUGUCAGACAAUGCUAUGUUAGACAACUUGGUACAAAACACCACUGAAUUCCUUCUUAGUGUUAAGUCAGGCAGUAUUAAGUCAGGCAGUAUUAAGUCAGUCAGUAUUAAGUCAGACAGUGUUAAGUCAGACAGUAUUAAGUCAGACAGUGUUAAGUCAGACAGUAUUAAGUCAGAUAGUAUUAAAUCAGACAGUGUUAAGUCAGACAGUAUUAAGUCAGAUAGUAUUAAAUCAGACAGUAUUAAAUCAGACAGCGUUAAUGUUAAGUCAGACAGUGUUAAGUCAGACAGCGUUAAAUCAGACAGUGUUAGGUCCGACAGCGUUAAAUCAGACAGUGUUAGGUCAGACAGUGUUGAGUCAGACAGUGUUGAGUCAGACAGUGUUGAGUCAGACAGUGUUAAGUCAGGCAAUGUUAAGUCAGACGGUGUUAACAUC
Dentiscutata erythropus is the source of this 443-nucleotide messenger RNA. NCBI's taxonomy places the organism in Eukaryota, Fungi, Glomeromycota, Glomeromycetes, Diversisporales, Gigasporaceae. The record is from the annotation of a GenBank genome assembly.